AUCUCCAUCUCUCCCACUCUCAUUUCUCCUCUCAAAAUGACAAGAAGAACCCAGAUCUUUGAGUCCAUUCAUUUGAUAGAUACACCCCAAAUAUGUAGAGAAUCCAUUAGAAUUCUACUCCUCCAUCCAACCCAAUUCCAAUCCAUCUCCAUCUUCCUCUUCUCUCCUCUCCCAAUCUCUCUCUUCCUUUCCCAUCUCCUCAUUCACCAAUACCCAAAAAUACCACCCUCCACUUUCAAACUAACCACCCUCUUAUUUGGACAAGAUGGUCCACCAUUUGAACAAAAUGGCCCACUUAACAUCCUCUCAAAUUCUCUAUUUUCAUACAUCAUGUGCUUCCCUUCGUCAAUCACAUUCCUUCUUCUCGGUAAAGCGGCGACGGCCCACUUAAUUGCCAACACCUACAAUGGGAUUGGCCAUAGUAGAAGAAGGUUGCUUGCAAGAAGUGGGGUUGUUUGGGUGAAGCUUCUACACACAUGGUUUUGGGAAUUCUUGAUUGUAUUAGGCCUUUCUUGGGUUUUUGGUGUGUGUUUGGCUACACUUCCCAAUAUGUUAUUUGCUUAUGGGAUUUGUUCAAAGAUGAUAGGUGUUUGGGUUGUUUUAGGAUUCCUAGGAAUUCCAUUUUGUAUUGUGUUUGCACAUGUUAUGGUUGUGGGCAGUCUGGCAAAGGUGGUGUCUGUUUUGGAGGAGGAUUGUUACGGGUUCGAGUCAUUAGUUAAGGCCAAGGAUCUGAUCAAAGGAAGGAGGCAAACAGCAUUGGCAAUGGCCCUGAUUAGCAAUGUAGGGCUGAGAUUGGUUGAGGGUUUGUUUGAGUUUAGACUGUGGAAGGGGAUUAGUAUGUGGGAAGGACCCAUGUUGGUGUCCAUGUAUUCUUUGGUGCUGGUCUUGGACACUGUCAUGAAUGUUGUUUUCUUCUUUACAUGUAAACCUUAGCCACUGGUGCAAAUUCCUGUGGACCCCAGUGGGCCCACCUGUGAUCAGCGACGGACGGUCGUCAAUUGCAGAUACUCCAAAACAACCAUCAGCGGAUUUUUAUCGCAGCCGUUCAAUUGAGUAAAACAGAUGCGAGGGACCUUAGUUGAAUGCCUCCGAUCAUUCGAUCCGAUAUGAUGGCAAGCCAUGAUGGUAGGUGGGCCCACUUCGGUCCCACAAAGGAAUUUGCACGGUUUAAGGUAAGAGGAAUUGGUACUUGAUUCUUGCUUUUUUGUUUGCAGAGAAAUCACAUACAACAAAUGUAUUGGCUCAUUGUUCAAUCUUAGUUGUGAAGAGAGCAAAUAUUUUAUAUGCAGACGAAUGUCAGACCCUCUGCGGAUGGGACAUAAUUCAAAAAUUACACUAGACAGAUGAUCGCAACCGUUCAAAGUGGUCUCCAUCAAAUGGAAUUUUAAAAUGAAGAGUAUGGAUUUUGCUAAUUCAAGAAUGAUAUUAA
Messenger RNA from Magnolia sinica, 1429 nucleotides. RefSeq lists its product as uncharacterized. The coding region runs from base 37 to 933 and encodes 298 amino acids. Lineage: Eukaryota; Viridiplantae; Streptophyta; Magnoliopsida; Magnoliales; Magnoliaceae. The transcript has a single exon. The record is from RefSeq and is a predicted model, not a curated record.